Messenger RNA from Limanda limanda (common dab), 1005 nucleotides. Its product is annotated as SAM pointed domain-containing Ets transcription factor. Lineage: Eukaryota; Metazoa; Chordata; Actinopteri; Pleuronectiformes; Pleuronectidae. Gene Ontology annotation, molecular function: DNA-binding transcription factor activity, RNA polymerase II-specific; sequence-specific DNA binding. The record is from RefSeq and is a predicted model, not a curated record. Gene Ontology annotation, biological process: cell differentiation; regulation of transcription by RNA polymerase II. Gene Ontology annotation, cellular component: nucleus. The coding region runs from base 1 to 1005 and encodes 334 amino acids. The transcript is spliced from 5 exons.
AUGUCCAACUCAGUGGGAAGUCUACCAGAUGGGACAGUGUACGGACCCCGGAUCGGGAUGACGGAGGACUCCCUCGCCAUCCUGGAGAGAAACAGGGUCUCCGCUGACCCCUGGGACCUGGUGGAGACCAAACCCAACGUGGAGGCCCUGGAGCGCGGCCUGCAGGGCCUCUAUCCCUCGUGCUUCGACAUGUUUCCCACAGAAGAUGCAACGUGGCUGGUGAAGAUUUCAGAGGUCUCCUCGAUGGCGCCCGCACCCAUGACCCACCUGGAGCCCCGGGAGGAGCCGGAGCAGUGCCCUGUCAUCGACAGCCAGGAGCAGGGCCUCUCUCCCGGGCUGCAGGGCCAGGAGGAGGAGCGCUCUUUGGAGCAGGUGCAGAGCAUGGUGGUGGGAGAAGUGCUGAAGGACAUCGAAACGGCCUGCAAGCUGCUCAACAUCACGCCAGACCCCAUCGAGUGGAACACGGGGAACGUGCAGAAGUGGCUGCUGUGGACCGAGCACCUGUACCGGCUGCCCCACGCCGGAAAGUCCUUCCAGGAGCUGACGGGAAAGGACCUGUGUGCCAUGAGCGAGGAGGAGUUCCGCCAGCGGUCGCCGCAGUGUGGCGACACGCUGCACGCACACCUGGACAUAUGGAAGUCAGCUGCCUGGAUGAAAGAGAGAUGUUCAGCUGGAGAAACCAAAACUACAGGCGUGGAGGAGCUUUGGUCUGAGGCCGAUUCGUCCUGUUCCGGUCAGCCUAUUCAUCUGUGGCAGUUCCUCAGGGAGCUGCUGCUCAAACCUCACAGCUACGGACGCUGCAUCCGCUGGCUCAAUAAAGAAAAAGGUAUCUUUAAGAUCGAAGACUCAGCUCACGUGGCGCGGCUGUGGGGACUCAGGAAGAACCGACCGGCCAUGAACUAUGACAAACUGAGCCGCUCCAUACGUCAGUACUACAAGAAGGGAAUCAUCCGCAAGCCUGACGUGUCCCAGAGGCUGGUGUACCAGUUCGUUCACCAGGUGUGA